AUGAAACCCCCAGCACACCAACACCAGGGAAACCAGACGACCAUCACCGAAUUCAUCCUCCUGGGAUUCGGGGAUCUCCUUCAACUGCAGACGCUUCUCUUCCUAAUGUUCCUAGGCAUCUACAUUGUAACUGUGGUUGGGAACAUCCUCAUCGUGGUGCUAGUGGUGACCGAUCGGCACCUCCACACCCCCAUGUACUUCUUCCUGGGGAACCUGUCCUGCGUGGAGACCUGCUACACCUCUACUCUCCUGCCGCGCAUGCUGGCCAGUCUCCUGACAGGGGACCGGACCAUCUCAUUUAGCGGUUGCCUCACUCAGUUCUAUAUCUUUGGUUCCCUGGCGGCGACAGAAUGCCUCCUCCUGUCAGUGAUGUCCUACGACCGGUAUUUAGCCAUCUGCCAGCCGCUGCACUACGCAACCCGCAUGAACAGCAGGUUCUGCCUCCAGAUGACCACAGGCUCUUGGGCAAGUGGCUUUCUGGCUUCGCUGCCAACCAUAUUCUUCAUCUCGCAGUUCACGUUCUGCGGCCCCAACGAACUGGACCAUUUCUUCUGCGAUCUGAGCCCAAUAAUAAAACUGGCCUGCAGUGACACCCGCCAGCUGGAAGUUUCUACCUUCAUACUCUGCUUUAUCCUCACCCUGCCUCCAUUUCUAUUGACCGUGGCCUCCUAUGUGUCCAUCAUCUCCACCAUCCUGAAAAUCCCUUCCUCUACUGGAAGGCAGAAAGCAUUUUCCACCUGCUCCUCACACCUCAUUGUGGUGACCAUUUUCUAUGGGACUCUAGUCACUGUCUACCUGUUACCUGACACUGAGUCACUGCGGGACCUGAACAAAAUGUUCUCCAUCUUCUACGGCGUCCUGACCCCUUUAAUCAACCCACUCAUCUACAGCCUGAGAAACCAGGAGGUAAAGCGAGCCUUGAGAACAGCUCUCCUUCCGUGUUUGACUUUUACUAGACUACAAAGGUGCCAAGCCCAUAGACCCAUGCGCAAGGGGCCAAGCAUAGGGAUGUGA
This is a messenger RNA of Pelodiscus sinensis (Chinese soft-shelled turtle), 1014 nucleotides long. NCBI's taxonomy places the organism in Eukaryota, Metazoa, Chordata, Testudines, Trionychidae. The record is from RefSeq and is a predicted model, not a curated record.